Messenger RNA from Chrysochloris asiatica (Cape golden mole), 3276 nucleotides. It is a transcript of the gene GAA, whose product is annotated as glucosidase, alpha; acid. Gene Ontology annotation, biological process: glycogen catabolic process; lysosome organization. The transcript has 21 exons. Gene Ontology annotation, molecular function: alpha-1,4-glucosidase activity; carbohydrate binding. The record is from RefSeq and is a predicted model, not a curated record. Lineage: Eukaryota; Metazoa; Chordata; Mammalia; Afrosoricida; Chrysochloridae. Gene Ontology annotation, cellular component: lysosomal membrane. Bases 1 to 3276 code for a protein of 1091 amino acids.
AUGGUAAGGUCACAGCAUGUCACGUGCGUGUUCCCUUGGGGCAUUCUCGAACAAGCUAAGGGUGCGGCAGGGCGGGAAAUCAGUGCGCCCCGGGCCUCUGAGCUCAGCGAUGCGCGGUCCGCCGCCAGGGGGCGCACGGAAGUCCGCACCGAGCCCAAGCGCCUGCGCGCGUGGCCUUGUCACGUGGUCCAUCGUGGGAGAAAGGAGGGGGGUCGCUCCUUAACGCACAGCUGGCCGGUCACGUGCCUCUGCCGUCACGUGCCCGACGAAGUGGGACCCAAGUGGGCACUGAGUGCCGGGGCGGUGCGGAGGGGUCAUUCCCCCUUGCAUGCCACAGGUCACACCUUAGUCACCUCAGCUCCAGUGCCUGCGGAGGUGACUCUCCACCCCUGUUGGGCCUCUCUGUACCACGGCUUCUUCACUGCCCACAGCCGGCUGACCAUGGGUGUGAGGUGGCCGUCCUGCUCCGGAACCCUGCCCCAGCCCCUGUUGGGGGCCUGCGCCUUCACCCUCUUGGCUACGGCUGCCCUCCUGGGGCACAUUCUGCUGUGCGACUUCACCACAGUUCCCCGAGAACUGGAGAAGACUGACCAAGUUGGCAGCCGAAGGCCCCAGCGCCUUCCAGAGUACUAUAGCAACCUCAGGCCAGCGCCCGCACAAUGUGACGUGCCCCCCAACAGCCGCUUUGACUGCGCCCCCGAGUCGGCCAUCACCCAGGAACAGUGUGAGGCCCGCGGCUGCUGCUACAUCCCUGCACGACCAGGCCCCGGGGGCCCCCCGAUGGGACAGCCCUGGUGUUUCUUCCCCCCCAGCUACCCUAGCUACAGGCUAGAGAACCUCACAACCACAGCCCUGGGCUACACGGCCAUCCUGACUCGCACAGCCCCUACCUUCUUUCCCAAGGACAUCCUGACCCUCCAGCUCGAAGUACAGAUGGAGACCGAGAGCCGCCUGCACUUCACGAUCAAAGACCCCGCUAACACGCGAUAUGAGGUCCCUCUGAAGACACCACGUGUGCACAGCCAGGCCCCGGCCCUGCUCUACAGUGUGGAGUUCUGGAAGGACCCCUUUGGCCUGAUAGUGCGCCGGAAGCUGGACGGUCGGGUGCUGCUGAACACCACGGUGGCACCCCUGUUCUUUGCUGAUCAGUUUCUGCAGCUGUCCACCACCCUGCCCUCGCCAUAUGUGGUAGGGCUUGCCGAGCACCUCAGCCCCCUGAUUCUCAGCACCAGCUGGACCAAGAUCACCCUCUGGAAUCGGGACAUGGCCCCUAAGCCCGGUGCAAACCUCUAUGGCUCCCACCCUUUCUACCUGGUGCUGGAGGAUGGGGGUGCGGCCCACGGGGUGUUCCUGCUGAACAGUAAUGCCCUGGAUGUGGUCCUGCAGCCGAGCCCAGCCCUCAGCUGGAGGGCCACAGGAGGGAUCCUGGACAUGUACGUCUUCCUGGGGCCCGAGCCCAAGAGUGUGGUGCAGCAGUACCUGGCCAUCGUGGGACACCCGGCGAUGCCGCCUUACUGGGCCCUGGGCUUCCACCUCUGCCGUUGGGGCUACUCCUCCACUGACAUCAUCCGCCAGGUGGUGCAGAACAUGACCCAGGCCCACUUCCCCCUGGACGUCCAGUGGAACGACUUGGACUACAUGGAUGGCAGGAGGGACUUCACCUUCAACACGGAUGGUUUCAGGGACUUCCCGGACAUGGUAGAGGAGUUGCACCGGGCUGGCCGGCGUUACGUCAUGCUUGUCGAUCCCGCCAUCAGCAGCGUGGGACCCCCCGGGAGCUAUCGACCCUACGAUGAGGGUCUGAGGAGGGGGGUCUUCAUCACCAAUGACACUGGGCAGCCGCUGAUUGGGAAGGUGUGGCCCGGAGCCUCCGCCUUCCCCGACUUCACCAACCCUGAGACCCAGAGUUGGUGGCAAGACAUGGUGGUAGAGUUCCAUAGCCAGGUGCCCUUUGAUGGCAUGUGGAUUGACAUGAACGAGCCGUCCAACUUUGUAAAGGGCUCUGAGGUCGGCUGUCCAGACAACGAGCUGGAGAACCCGCCCUACGUGCCAGGUGUGGUUGGUGGGAGUCUCAGGGCAGCCACCAUCUGUGCCUCCAGCCACCAACACCUGUCCUCACAUUACAACCUGCACAAUCUGUAUGGCCUGACAGAGGCCAUCGCCUCCAGCAGGGCUCUGCUGAUGGCUCGAGGGACACGCCCCUUCGUGAUUUCCCGCUCCACCUUUGCCAGCCACGGCCAAUAUGCUGGCCACUGGACUGGAGACGUGUGGAGCAGCUGGGAGCAGCUGGCCUUCUCAGUGCCAGAAACCCUGCUUUUCAAUCUACUGGGUGUGCCCCUGGUGGGGGCCGACAUCUGCGGCUUCCUGGGCAACACCUCCGAGGAGCUGUGCGUGCGCUGGACCCAGCUGGGGGCCUUCUACCCGUUCAUGCGGAACCACAAUGACCAUGACAGCAUGCCUCAGGAGCCUUACAGGUUCAGCGAGUCGGCGCAGCGAGCCAUGAGGAAGGCAUUCGCCCUGCGCUAUGCGCUCCUCCCCUACCUCUACACGCUGUUUCACCGGGCCCACGUCAUGGCGGAGACAGUGGCCCGGCCCCUCUUCCUGGAAUUCCCCCAGGACCCCCACACUUGGACUGUGGACCGUCAGCUGCUAUGGGGGGAAGCCCUCCUCAUCACACCGGUGCUGGAGGCUGGCAAGACUGAGGUGACCGGCUACUUCCCCUCGGGCACAUGGUACAACCUGCAGACGGUGCCUGUGGAGGCCCUGGGCAGCCUCCCACCUCCGCCUCCCACCCCCCUCACCUCAGCCAUCCACAGCGAGGGACAGUGGGUGACGUUGCCCGCUCCCCUGGACACCAUCAACCUCCACCUGCGUGCUGGCUACAUUGUGCCCCUGCAGGGUCCUGGCCUCACCACCACAGAGUCUCGCAAGCAGCCCCUGGCCCUGGUGGUAGCUCUGAGCACCAGCGGUGAGGCCCGAGGGACACUCUUCUGGGAUGAUGGGGAGAGCCUGGACACAUUAGAACGUGGGGACUACACCCUUGUUGUCUUCCUGGCCAAGAACAACACCAUCACGAACAAGCUGGUGCACGUGGCCAGCGAGGGGGCCGACUUGCAGCUGAGCAAGGUGACCAUCCUGGGUGUGGCCACUGCACCGCAGCAAGUCCUUGCCAACAGCGUGCCCGUGUCCGACUUCACCUACAGCCCGGACACCAAGAUCCUCGCUGUCCCUGUCUCCUUCUCACUGGGGAAACAAUUUCUCGUCAGUUGGUCCUAA